AUGUUUCGCUUGGCGCAGAAGUUCAAGCUUGGUACCUGGGUCACCGUGGCGGAAGAUCGGCGGAGGGCCAUCGGGAAGAACAUCUCGGGGACCCCGGCGCUGAUCAGUGCCAUUUCCAAUGAAGAUGGCGCGACGCUGCUGUAUCCGAACCUUCUGGGCCAUGGCCCUCGGUACUUUCGGAAGGAGGGCGUCCCCUUCAGCAAGCUCCGGCCACACGCAGGCGCAGUGCACGCGGUCGAGAAGAAGCUCAUCCAGGCACCUCCGGGGCCACCCCCGAAUUGCAUCCCUCAACGAAACCCAAGACCGGUUUAG
Molecule: messenger RNA, 312 nt
Organism: Symbiodinium natans
Lineage: Eukaryota; Dinophyceae; Suessiales; Symbiodiniaceae
Source: the annotation of a GenBank genome assembly